AAAACAAACUAAACUCCUGCUGCUUAAUGACUUUGAGCUUGUUUGAGGGAAAGACGGAGGUUGUCGUGUGCCGGCCACUUUGUUCUUUCUCCGGAGACGUCCCAUCCUGAGCGCCACUCAGACCAACCCGGUGUAAGAAGCUUCAUCUCUCGCUGUCCUCUGGGAGGAUUCCUCUGAGUCCCGCUGCAGAGGAAACUCCUCCGGUCUGCAUGGAAAUAAGCCUUUUAGAUGUGUGUUUCCGACCCGCGGGUCACGUGGACGUCAUGCCUGUCCAUGUGCUGUCUGAGGGGGCGGGGCCAGGCGCCCAGGUACCAGCACACCUGACCAGGAUUCCCAUCUCACUCAUCAGCACCAGCACCGACUGCUCCAAGAAAACAGUGAAGGGGAAAGUGGUUCGUAAAGGUCGGCUGGUGUCGUUAGCAGAUGACAACUUCAUCCUGAAGACUGUCAUCCAAGAAGAAGAUUCCCAACCAGACGCGACGUCCAUCAAUGUCGUCCUGUUGGGGGCGCUGGCCAAGGACUUCAGUCAGGCCGUCAAUCAAGGGGAUGUGUUGGUGGCUGCUGGCUUCACUGUGGGUAAAUCUCCCACAGUUCAUAAGGACAAGUUGCAUCCCUUUAACCUGCUGCUGUCAGGAGACAGCGCCUGUGUUUAUGUGUCACGCCCACCACCUCCUCCCGACCCCAGGUCCCCGCUGGCCACCAAGAGGAGCUCCACGCUCCCUGCUGAGGUUUCCAGGGCGACCAAGGCUCCAAAAUACACGUAUGUCAAACUGGGCGACCUGAAGCCCGGAGCUGUGGUCAACGUGUACGGAGUGGUGGUCUUCUUCAAGCAGCCGUUCAAGAGCCGCGGCACAGACUUCUGCUCCACCCUGAAGAUUACAGAUCCGUCCAACCAGAAGAUCUGCUGCACCGUCUUCAGUGAGAAGCUGGACAACCAUCCCAAAAUCUUUCAGAUCGGAGACAUCAUCCGCAUGCACAGAGUCAAGACUCAGUUCUUCAAUGACUCCAUCACGCUGGUCAACACUUUCGGUUUCUCCGUGGUGACGUUUGACGGGGCGGUGGGUGGACCCGUGGAGCCGAGAGCCUCCAGCCGCUCCUUCUACUUCGACCAGGAGGACCAUCGAACUGUGGAGGAGCUGAGAUCUUGGGCCGCCAGUCAGGCUGUCCUCCCCUCGGCUCCCACAAUCCCUCUGUCUGCCGUUCAGCCCAAAGCUUACUUCGACCUGACCUGCCAGCUGCUGGCCAGAGCUGACAUCGACUGCACCUGCACCCUGCUGAGGGUGUGGGACGGGACCAGGUGUCCUCACAGUCUGCUGAAGGUGAUCGUUGAGCCGGGCGCCAUAGAGGGACCGUCCUCCUUCUCUGCGCAGAAAGAGAGCCUCAUCGCUAAUAUUCUCGUCUACGACAACCACGUGGAGUCGGCCAAGCAGCUGAAGCUCGGCGACUUCCUUCGGAUCUACAACCUUCGAGCGAUCCCAGGAUCCAGUAAGGUGCCCGGCCUCACCAGCAGCCAGUCAGAAGAGGUGAAUCACCUGGCUUUUCACCUGCACGGAGGGACGGCGUACGGCAGGGGGAUCCGGGUCCUUCCUGAAAACAGCCCCGACGUGCAGCAGCUGAAGAGAACCAUUGAGGGCUUCGCAGAGGAUGACGAGCUGAAUGAUGAGCUGAAUGAUGAGCUGAAUGACUCGGCGCUGCUGGAGAUUUGGAGCACACCACCGGAGUCUCUGACAGAUGCUGGAACAGCUGAGAGCAGCACAGAGAGGAGCUGCGGUCACGACGUGCAGCCGACGACGCUGUCCAGGCUGAAGAGAUCCGAUCCAGGUGGAGUUCACCAUGUCAGAGUCCAGCUCAGAUCCUACGAGCCGCAAAGACUCCACCAGGCGCUGAAACUCUACUGCAGCAAGUGUACAUCCAUGCAGGACGUCCCUGAUGAUGAACUGGUAGCGGGUCUCUUCUCGGAGGCGUCCGGGGACUCUGGACCCUGCACCCCCCCGGCCUGGGCGCUCUCCGGUCGGGUCAACAUCCCCGGAGGUUCCUCAGGAUCCUCGAAGCGAGCUCUGAGUGUUCACCUGUCCACACAGCUCAUGUCUGAGGGCAAAACCAAGGAGCUCAUCUUCCUCAUGGGUUCGACUCUGGCGGAAACGUGUCGACUGGCGUCCGGCUACCAGAACAUCGUCCCUGUGAGGUCAUCGGGAGGUCAGCUGACUCUGCUCGACCUGUCGGCGCCUUUCCUGUUCAGAGGCAGGAAGAGAUACUACGGGUGCCGUCGCUGCUCUCAGGCCGCUCUGAGGGAACCGUCUGCUGAAGGAGUCGAGCUGAUCGAUGAGAAGAUCGUUGCAGAAGCUCUCGGUGUUCAGCUGCUGAAGUUCUGCCUGCUGAUGAAGCUCGAGCUGCAGGACGCCACCGACACGCUGGAGGUCUUCCUGUGGAGAGACGCCGAGUUGUUCUUCAGUGUGUCGGCGGAGGACGCAGCAGCCAAUCAGGAGGCUCAGGACAGGAUUCGUCAAACAAUGGACUCCCUCUCUUCACCAGACGGCGGCACCGGUGAGCGUCCGUGGCUCGAUCUGUGUCUGUCAGCGUACCGAGCAGCGGACGACGAGGGACAGAACCGAACCUGCUACCAGAUCUGUCACACCGCCUUCACCAAACUCCAAACCUGAACCCGCCUGAACCACCUGCAGGUCAAAGAUCAAACCAGAGUCCUGCUGAAAAACUCCUGUUUCUGUUUGAUCAUUUUGUGUUUUCACAACUUUUGUGUUUUGUUUUGUUUUUUAUUGUAUUUAUUGUGCAGAAAUAAAUAAUGUAAAUAAAAAAGUUGCUGCAAAAAUGUAAGAA
This is a messenger RNA of Acanthopagrus latus (yellowfin seabream), 2835 nucleotides long. It is a transcript of the gene pot1, whose product is annotated as protection of telomeres 1 homolog. Gene Ontology annotation, molecular function: telomerase inhibitor activity; G-rich strand telomeric DNA binding. The transcript is spliced from 22 exons. Gene Ontology annotation, cellular component: nuclear telomere cap complex; chromosome, telomeric region. The record is from RefSeq and is a predicted model, not a curated record. NCBI's taxonomy places the organism in Eukaryota, Metazoa, Chordata, Actinopteri, Spariformes, Sparidae. Gene Ontology annotation, biological process: regulation of telomere maintenance via telomerase; telomere capping. Bases 210 to 2660 code for a protein of 816 amino acids.